UGAUCAAGAAAAACUGCUGGAAGAUUUCUAGCCUGAUUCAUCCUCUUUCUCCUCCAUCCAUCUAAUUCUCCUUUUUUAAUUUCACCUGAAAUUCUUCAUCAUCUAACUGUCACUUCUUCCCUCUUGUUAAUUUUCUUAACAACUAAGUAUUUGAUUAGCUUCCAAAGAUUCUUGGUUUCCUUCAGAGGAGUUUCAAUAUUGUACAAAUAAGAUUAAUAUAGCAAAUAUUUCUGGAAUAAGGUGAAAUUAGUGUUUGCGACCUGAAUUGGGGUUUACGUAGCUGUUUGCUUGACUAAAUCCAUCGGAGGAUCAGAUGGCGAUGUUCCGUCGCUUAUUCUACAAAAAGCCACCCGAUCACCUUCUCGAGAUCUCUGAGCGUGUUUAUGUUUUUGACUGCUGUUUCUCUAGCCAUGUCAUGGGACAGGAUGAGUACAAACUCUACUUGGGUGGCAUCGUGGCUCAGCUACACAAACAUUUCCCAAACGCAUCUUUCAUGGUCUUCAACUUCAGAGAAGGAGAACAGCCUAGUCAACUAUCAGAUAUCUUGUCUCAGCACGACAUGACGGUUAUGGAGUAUCCACGGCAGUACGAGAGUUGCCCUCUUCUACCUCUCGAGAUGAUCCAUCACUUUUUGAGAUCGAGCGAGAGCUGGUUGUCGCUGGAAGGCCAACAGAAUUUUCUGUUGAUGCAUUGCGAACCAGGUGGUUGGCCUAUUCUUGCGUUUAUGUUAGCAGGUCUUCUGUUAUACAGAAAGCAGUAUCAGGGGGAGCUGAAGACUCUCGAGAUGGUGCACAGACAGGCUCCCAAGGAGCUGCUUCGGAUACUAUCUCCUCUAAACCCGCAGCCUUCUCAACUCAGAUAUCUUCAGUACGUUUCUAGAAGAGACUCAGGGGUUGAUUGGCCUCCUUCGGACACGCCUCUUCUUUUGGAUUGCUUGAUUCUCAGAGAUCUCCCACAUUUUGAUGGCGGCAAAGGUUGCAGACCAGUUUUACGGGUUUAUGGUCAGGACACUAUAGCCAACAGGAGUUCCGUAGUUCUCUUUUCAACACCAAAGACAAAUACACACACUCGCCUCUACCAACAGGAAGAGUGUAUCCUGGUGAAAUUAGAUAUUGAGUGCCUUGUUCAAGGGGAUGUUGUUCUGGAAUGUUUACACUUGCAUGAUGAUUUGGUUGGUGAGGAGAUGCUCUUUCGAAUCAUGUUCCACACAGCAUUUGUACGUGGUAAUGUUUUAACGGUCCAACUCGAUGAGAUGGAUAUACGUUGGGAUGCGAAGGACCAGUUCCCAAAGGAAUUUAAGGCAGAGGUACUCUUCUCUGACGCUGACGCCAUGGUCCCUGUUACAGCAAGAGCUCGAAUAUCAGAUGAUGAGAAGGAAGAUAUCACUUCACCUGAAAAAUUUUAUGAGGUGGAGGAGGUUUUUAGCGAGGUGAUUGAUGUCCCUGACCAUAGGAUUGAUUCAGAUAGUUUUGUGGUUGUUGAUAAUGCUUCAGAUGAUUCCAAGGGUAAAGAGGUGUGGAUGGGGGAUGUUGAACCUAGUGCGGUUCUUGAUUGUGCAUCUGAUGGUUCAAAUCAUAAACAUGAUCUGCAUGGGGAAGCUCCAGUGAAAGAUAUCACUGUUGAUGAUAUACAGUACUAUAGGUCAGAUGGGAGAGCAGAUCUCAAUAUUGACUCAGUGAAGGAUAUAGUAAUAGACGACGGUGAUGAGCAGCGAAAGAGAAGGACCAUGGAAGAAGCAAAGGAAAAUGAUUCUAGAACAGCCGAGACUCAACGCAAAAGUGAUGGAGAAGGCAAUGAUUCUCCAAAUGACUUAGAGCCUACAACUCAGGAAACAAAUACCAAUAUCGACAACACCGUAUCAGAAAAAACACAUGUCGGAGCAAAUGAAGAACUGGCUGAAGAUUCACUCAAACCAAAGUCUAAGCAACAAGAAAAGAAGGGUCCUAACAGUGAGACCAUGUCACCUCCACCACCUCCUCCUUUUGAAUCUGAGGAACUAAACAGUGGAAUCAUGUUGCCAACAUCAUCACCUCCUCCUCCUUUUGAAUUUGAGAAACCAAAUAUCGGAACCGUGUUGCCUCCACUGCCUUCAUCUCCAUCUUGGAAGUCUGUGUAUGCUUCAGUUUUGGCAACUCCUAAUACAUGUUCUACUUCUCAACCUCCUCCACCACCACCUCCACCACCGUGGAAGUCUGUGGAUACUUUGACUUUUGAAACUCAUGAGACAUGCUCUACAUCUUACAGUUCUCCAACACCACCACCUCCUCCUCCUCCACCACCACCUCCUCCUCCUUUUAGUAAAGCACAUUCAGUCCCUCCACCUCCACCACCACCUCCUCCUCUUAGGAAAGCACAUUCAAUCCCUCCACCUCCACCACCUACUCCGAUUUAUGGAUCUCCACCUCUUCCAAGUUUCGGACCUCCAACUCCUCCACCUCCUCCUCCUUUUGGUCAUAUAAGAUCGGUUCUUCCACGUCCACUAAGUAACGGAGCCCCUCGUCCACCACCACCACCUCCUUUUACUAAAACUUCACCUCCACCACCACCACCUCCAUUUGGAUCUAGUGAACCUCCACCACCACCACCACCACCAUUUAGGUCUGGUGGACCUCCGCCUCCACCACCACCUCCAUUUAGGUCUGGUGGACCUCCGCCUCCACCUCCUAUACGUGGAGGACCACCACCUCCACCACCUCCUCUACCUGGAGGAGCACCACCACCACCACCUCCCCCGAUGCGUGGAGGAGCCCCUCCUCCGCCUCCUGGGCCAAGACCUCUAGGUGGUGGACCUCCUCCCCCUCCUGGACCAAGACCUCUGGGUGGUGGACCUCAUGAUCUUAAGGGUGCUGGAAGAGGGCGUAGUCUUCUACGUCCAGGUUUGGGGUCGUCAACUCAAAAAAAGUCUUCUCUAAAGCCCUUAUAUUGGGUUAAAUUAGCAAGGGCCUUGCAGGGAAGCUUGUGGUACGAGUUCGAGAGACGUGGAGUAGGAAAAAUUGCACAAGAAUUUGAUGUAUCAGAAAUAGAGACGCUUUUCUCUGCUACAGUGCCAAAACCAGCUGAUAAAUCUGGAGGUCGAAGAAAACCAAUAGAGCCAAAACCUGAAAAAGUUCAAUUGAUUGACCUUAGGAGAGCCAAUAACACGGAAAUUAUGCUUACGAAAGUAAAGAUGCCACUGCCUGAUAUGAUGGCUGCAGUUCUGGCAAUGGAUGAUACUGUAUUAGAUAUUGAUCAGAUAGAGAAUCUUGUAAAGUUUUGUCCAACCAAGGAAGAGAUGGAACUUCUUAAGAACUACACGGGUGACAAGACAAUCUUGGGAAAGUGUGAGCAGUACUUCCUAGAGCUAAUGAAGGUGCCACGAGUAGAAUCAAAGCUGAGAGUAUUUUCCUUCAAGAUUCAAUUCAGCACUCAGAUUUCAGAAUUCAAGAAAAGUUUAAAUGCGGUAAUUUCUGCCUGUGAUGAGAUCCGUACUUCACAAAAGCUAAAAGAAAUUAUACAAAGGAUUCUUUACCUGGGGAACAUAUUGAACCAGGGAACCGCAAGGGGCGCUGCGGUAGCAUUCAAGUUGGACAGUUUAUUAAAAUUAAACGAUACACGUUCUGUUAACAGCAAUACGACUCUCAUGCAUUAUCUCUGCAAGGUCAUUGCUACUAAGGCGUCAGAUCUACUUGACUUCCAUAAGGAUCUCGAAAGUCUUGAAACAGCUUCAAAGAUACAACUGAAGUCGCUAGCUGAGGAAAUGCAAGCUAUAAUCAAAGGGUUGGAAAUACUGAAGCAGGAGCUCAUUGCAUCCGAAAGUGAUGUUCCUGUUUCUGAAGUUUUCCGUAGAACAUUGAAGGACUUCAUUUCUUUUGCUGAGGCUGAAGUGGAAGAUGUAAAGAGUCUUUACUCUGACGUGGGAAAGAAUGCUGAUUUACUUUCGUGCUAUUUUGGGGAGAAUCCCAAAAACUGUACAUUUGAACAAGUUACUGCAACACUCUUGAAUUUUAUAAGGUUGUUCAAGAAAGCACACGAAGAGAAUAUCAAGCAAGUGGAAUUGGAGAAGAAGAAAGCUGCUAAGGAAGCGGAAAUGGAAAAGGCGAAAGGAGUUAGUCUCUCGAACAAAAAAAAAGGCAGUUGAUGAUAGCUGACACAAAAAACAUAGAUCUUAUUUUGCAAACUGCGCCUUAAUUUCUCAAAGCGAACCAAUUUGGUUUUGUAUGCCAGUGGAGGCGAUGCAAUGCGGUUCAAGUAACCUCUCUGCGAAGUGGCAGAGAGCGGUUUGUGUGGUAUCAGAUUCUAGUGGGGCGAGAUUCUCCUGGGCGGGCUAUCGAGGAACCAUUGGAAGAUAAAGAGGCAGGUAUUUCCUCCACUCACGUUACAUGACUAAACUCCAGAUUGAUUAGUUCUAUCUCACUUGUGCAUUAGGAUUCUUUUUUUGAAUCCAAGUGUUGUAUAGGUAGAGGGAAAGAGAACAAAUGUAGAGUCUACUUAGUGUGUAACUGUGUACUUUACCACAAUAUCAAUGUUCUUUUCGGUAUGUAAACGAAUGAAAACAAAAUGUCCGAAUUUUUCAUGGUUUUCCACAGAUGGUAGUUCAGUUUCUGCAA
Molecule: messenger RNA, 4586 nt
Organism: Raphanus sativus (radish)
Lineage: Eukaryota; Viridiplantae; Streptophyta; Magnoliopsida; Brassicales; Brassicaceae
Product: formin-like protein 20
Exons: 17
Coding region: 314-4117 (1267 amino acids)
Source: RefSeq, a predicted model, not a curated record